Daucus carota subsp. sativus is the source of this 1863-nucleotide messenger RNA. Its product is annotated as membrane-bound transcription factor site-2 protease homolog. Gene Ontology annotation, biological process: membrane protein intracellular domain proteolysis; regulation of response to endoplasmic reticulum stress. Bases 95 to 1681 code for a protein of 528 amino acids. Lineage: Eukaryota; Viridiplantae; Streptophyta; Magnoliopsida; Apiales; Apiaceae. Gene Ontology annotation, molecular function: metalloendopeptidase activity. The record is from RefSeq and is a predicted model, not a curated record. Gene Ontology annotation, cellular component: membrane; cytoplasm. The transcript is spliced from 10 exons.
UUUUUUCCUGUAAAAACCAAACCGAACCAAACUGCAGAAACCCAAAGCCACAUCAAACUGAAACACUUGCUGAGUUGCUGCUGCUGAUGCAAAGAUGAGUACACAAGGCAGGCGUUUCCGAAGGUUCAGCAGAUCACAAGCUCAUCAAACUGUUCUUCCUCUUCGUGUCAGACACUUCAGCAACACUGUUUCUUGCUGGUACUGUGACUUCAAAUCAUCAGCUUUUAAUGACCCAUUAUUCCAUUUUGGCAGAAGAUAUUCCAGGUACCUGAGGGUCUGGUUUUCGGUGGGGGUUGGUUUUAGUGUUACUACUCUUCUGGCAGUGACCCUGGUGCUUCUAUGGGAAUUAGCUCAAUAUUUGCAUUUAUUUGGUAGUAACUACCAAAUACUAAGUCUUUUGAGUGAAUCGCUGUUCGGAUAUUCUCCUUCGGUUUUCUCGCUUGCUGAUGCUGGAUACAUAUGUAUAUCUACUGUGAUAUCUGUGGCUGCACAUGAAUUAGGGCAUGCUCUUUCUGCUACAAGUGAGGGCAUACAGAUUGAGUACAUUGCUGUAUUUUUAGCUGUUCUAUUUCCAGGAGCUCUGGUGGCCUUCAAUGAUGAGGUGUUGCAGGCUCUACCGAGAGUCGCUGCUCUUCGAAUAUACUGUGCUGGCAUUUGGCACAAUGCAGCAAUUUGUGCUGCUUGUGCACUGGCAAUGUUCUUUCUUCCCUUGAUCUUAUAUCCAGUGUACAUACAUGGUGAAAGCCCUAUGGUGUUGGAUGUUUCUUCCGCGUCACCUUUAUUUAAGGUUAUUUCUCCUGGCGAUUUUGUUAUUUCAUUGGAUGGCAUGCGCAUCCAUGACGCAGAGGAGUGGAUGAAGAUUACCAAUAUGCUACAUCAGAAAACAAAUCAAAACUUAAAAGACGGUGAAUAUUUGAAGGUUGACAAAGGUUACUGUGUUCCAAGAUCUCUAAUUGAAGAGAGCUAUCAUAUCCGGUCAGACACUAAAAGUACUUGCCCAGAUGAACUGUCUUCCUUUGUAACUAUGCCCUGUUCACCUAUAAGUACAUCAAAUGAUACUUCCAAUGAAGAUAAUAUCGAAAAAAGAAGUGAUCAUAUCCACUGCUUAAAUGCUACGGAUAUUGUAGAGCUUAAGAAAUGUGGUGAUGGAUGGAUGGAAAUUGCAAGAAAUGAAAGUAGCUGUCCAUGUUCAGAGGAAGCAACUUGCCUGGCUCCUAUCCAAAUACCGGGUCUUACAUGGACGGAGAUCAAAUAUGUAAGACCUGUUACCAUGAAAUGUGUGCAACUCAUGAGAGAAUCAUUAUCAAGUGUUAACAGUUCCAAAUUCGAAGAAUUGGGCUGUGGAGGGACUUUUGUUUUCAUUGGUGAUGUGUUCUCAAUGGCACAUUCGAUUAGAUUAACUUCAUAUCAACCUCGGUGGUCUAUCCCUUUUGGUGCUUGUCUUCCAGAUGUCUUUGAAAAGCUUCUAAAGUUCACAUUUCACGUCUCUCUGAUGCUGGCGCUUCUCAACAGCCUUCCGGUAUACUUUCUUGACGGUGAAUCCAUCCUAGAGGGGUUACUACCCUUCUUCAGAUUGAUAAGCUCUAGGAAGAGGGAAACACUCCUUCGAUCAUUUCUGCUGGGAGGUACUUGUAUAUCAUUAUUACUUUUUGUAAGGAUAUUAUUGCUGUUCAUCUUGUAAGCUAAUCCUCUAGUUUCUUUGUAUUUUGAUAACAAUAGUGAUGUUGAUGGUCAAGUUAGUGUUGGACUCGAAUCAGCCACAAUUUUGUGGUGUUCAUUACUCCUGUUAGCAUGUGUAUAUGAAAAAUAGUGUACCAAGUAUAUUUUUUUUACUGUGCAACAACAUUUGACCUGUUAAUUGUU